This is a messenger RNA of Ziziphus jujuba (common jujube), 2101 nucleotides long. Its product is annotated as UDP-glycosyltransferase 92A1. NCBI's taxonomy places the organism in Eukaryota, Viridiplantae, Streptophyta, Magnoliopsida, Rosales, Rhamnaceae. The record is from RefSeq and is a predicted model, not a curated record. Gene Ontology annotation, molecular function: UDP-glycosyltransferase activity. The transcript has a single exon. The coding region runs from base 222 to 1766 and encodes 514 amino acids.
AUUAUACAAAAUAUAGAUUAGAUAAAUAUAUUAACAGAGAGAGGUCUUUAAAUCCAUAAGCAGGGAACUGAAACAUCUAUUAUAUUGCUAAGUUCUUCUUUUCCUUCUUUCACUUUCAGACCAAGAACCCAUUUGAGUUAUCACCUUCAAAAAUCGAAUUCCAACCAUUUCUCUGAAAACAAAAAAACAAAUAUAUAUAUAUAUAUAUAUAGUUUUGAGAGAUGGGUUCUGAUCAUCACCACCAUAUAGUGAUGCUUCCAUUCAUGGCUCUUGGCCAUCUCAUACCAUUUCUAGAACUCGCAAAGCAAAUCAAGCAGAGAACAACCGGCUUCACCAUCACCAUUGCCAGCACCUCUCUCAACAUCCAGUACCUCCAAUCCACCAUUUCUUCUUCUUCUUCAAUUUCAUCAUCCUCCGGCGAGUCCACCAUCGACUUUGCCGUCCUACCUUUUAACAGCUCCGACUAUGCCCUCCCACCCAAUACAGAGAACACCGAGAACGUCCCGCUCACCGAAAUAGGAGAAUUCUUCAGUGCAUCUCUAAAUCUCGAAGCUCCUGUCCGUAAACUUAUCGCUGAUAUUACCGCAAGAGAAGGCACAGCACCUCUUUGUAUAAUUUCCGACCCGUUCUUCGGUUGGGCGACCAAUGUUGCUGAGAGUCUUAACACUGUCAAUAUCACUUUCACCACCGGUGGUGCUUAUGGUACCUUGGCUUACAUCUCGCUGUGGCUUCAUCUCCCUCAUUUUCACACCGAUUCCGAGGAAUUCACAGUUCUUGGUUUCCCGGAAAGAUGUAGAUUUCAUCGAUCUCAGCUUCAUCCAUUUAUGAGAGCAGCAAAUGGGAAAGACUUGUGGUCCAGAUUUUUUCAGCCACAGAUUUCGCUCUCUUUGAAAUCUUCUGGUUGGUUAACGAACACAGCUGAAGAAAUUGAACCAUUUGGGAUGGAGAUCUUCAGGAACUAUAUCAAGCUUCCAUUGUGGUCCAUUGGUCCUCUUCUUCCUCAAUCAGCUCUCAAAAAAUCAUCAUCAACUUCUGGUUCGAGUAUUUCUACACAACGAACUGGGAAAAAAUUAGGAAUUCCUGCAGAAGAAUGCUUCCAAUGGCUGAAUCUUCAGAGACCUAAUUCUGUUUUAUACAUUUCUUUUGGUUCUCAGAACACAAUCAGAGCAACCCAGAUGAUGGAAUUAGCUAAAGGUUUGGAAAAGAGUGAGAAAAAUUUCAUCUGGGUAAUUAGACCUCCAUUGGGUUUCGACAUUAAAGGAGAGUUCAGAUCAGAAUGGUUACCAGAAGGGUUUGAAGAAAGAGUCAGAGGAAAUAAACAGGGCUUGGUGGUGAGAAACUGGGCACCCCAGUUGGAGAUCUUGUCCCAUGAAUCUACUGGAGCUUUUCUUAGCCAUUGUGGAUGGAAUUCAGUGGUGGAAAGCUUGAGCCAAGGAGUUCCAAUCAUGGGUUGGCCAAUGGCUGCUGAGCAAUCAUAUAACUCGAAGAUGUUAAUGGAGGAAAUGGGUGUGAGUGUGGAGCUGACAAGAGGUGUUCAGAAUGAGAUUGUGGGUGAGAAAGUGAAGGAGUUGAUUGAAAUGGUGAUGGAUGAAAAUGGGAAAGGAGGAGAGAUGAGGAAGAAAGCUGGUGAGAUUAGAGAGAAAAUAAGAGCAGCAGUGAGAUAUGAAGGAAAUGAGGCUGGAUCUUCUGUUAAAGCCAUGGAUGAUUUCUUGAAUUAUGUUUUGGAAAAUAGACAGGAAAGAGAAUCCAAAAUUCAAGUAGUUUAAUAUGGAGAAGACAUUGAUGAAACUUUUGUUAAUCUUUUCUAUGUCACACGCAUUAUGAACUUUUAUGCUUUUCUAGAAGCAAAUUUAGACAAAUGAAAGGAAGUGAAUUUGUCAUUUUUGUUUUGCUUAUUUUACUGGUCUCUUGCUGUGGAAGAAUACUCCUAAUGGAAUUCAUUUUUAUCAGAAAGUCUCUUUUUAGUGCUUGGAGAGAGAAUAUCAUUUCAUAGGAAAGGAUGGAUUUCUUUUUCUUUUUCAUUUAAUUAUUUUUGGUUUGUAAAAGAUUAUGUAUAUGUAUUGGUGUAUAAAUCGUUUAUACUUUUUCAAUUUUCUUCUAA